Acanthoscelides obtectus is the source of this 306-nucleotide messenger RNA. Lineage: Eukaryota; Metazoa; Arthropoda; Insecta; Coleoptera; Chrysomelidae. The record is from the annotation of a GenBank genome assembly.
AUGCAGCCAGUUAAAACCAAACCACGAAAAAAAGCCCUGAAUUAUCGAGUUCAGGAAGUAAAAAGGGAUGUUUUUAAAGAUCCCAGUUCUAAAAAAAUUAAAACCAGUGAAUCAAGGAAAUCGACUGAAUUGCCGACCAUUAGCAGAGCUGCUAGAGAAGAAGACUGGAUGUGCUCCGUUUGUGAUAAGGCCUUUGUAGCUGACAUGCGAUCCUGUGUAUUAUGUGGAAUAUGGGUGCAUGAGGAAUGCGUCGGCCUUACUGCAAAUGACACCGAGGAACUUAUUUGUCCGCAAUGCCUGCCAUAA